Messenger RNA from Drosophila obscura, 2642 nucleotides. RefSeq lists its product as uncharacterized. The record is from RefSeq and is a predicted model, not a curated record. Gene Ontology annotation, molecular function: oxidoreductase activity. The transcript has 3 exons. Lineage: Eukaryota; Metazoa; Arthropoda; Insecta; Diptera; Drosophilidae.
GUUUUAUGUAGUAAAUAUUUAAAAAUGACAAUAGCCAAAAUUCAACAUUACAUUUUCAUUUAAAGAAUGUCACAAAACUAAAUAAAUUCAAGUAAUAUGCUGCUACCUUUGAAGACUUUUGAGCCCGAACAACCCGCCAGUUCCAACACGUACCUGCUGCAGCGCCAGAUAGCGAAGCAUGGAACGAAAACACAAGAGAUGCUGUUUCAAGCGUUCCGAUUCAAUUUGCAGGAUGAGAGAAAUGCGAGCGAUGUCGAGGUCCAGCACAAGCGCCGAGAACCGCAGCCAACACACUGAUUCGCGAAACUCGAUACCAGCCGCUGGCAAAGCCUCGUCCAGCUCCGUUUCCCAGAUGACCAAAGAUAGCCCCAAGAAACGCUUCCUGUCGUUUCUCUGGCGCAGAAAAGAGUCCAAGGAGCUGCGCAAGCAGCGCAAAUCUCUGAAGCAGGCCAAGAUUAAGCGACUUAAAACCAACCCCAGCAUUCCAAUGGAGGAGCAGGACAUUCGCAAGCUCAUCCGGCUCUACUGCAAGCACGACAAUCUCUACAAUCCGAAGAACUCGUACUACGGCAACAAGGAGAUCGACGAGGACUGCUACAUCGACAUGACCCGCUCCUUUCCCGGCCACACCAGCAACGACCUGCGCGGCUAUCUGGAGGAGCUGAAGAACCUCUUUGAGCGCGAGUACACCAUCAUCGAGAGCGCCUGCCGCAACUACGGGGAUAUUAUGACCCCGUCCAUCCAGUACUACAACGAGUUCCUCUUCCUGGUGCCCUAUCUGUGCAUCAACUUUGACAAGAAACGGCCGCGCAGCUCCAGCGACAUGGGGCUGCCCAAAAGCUCCUCACCGCACAUGUCCAGCUCCUCCUCCAGCAUGAUAUCGCACAAGAAGCCAUCUACGACGGAUCUGAAGAAUACGCUGGCCGCCAACGAGAUGCUGCGCAGCAAGAUGGCCAAUCUGGCGGCCAGCCCCUUCUCGCCGUGUGGUUGCUUUCCAAAGUGCAAGAGGCGCAAAACAGAAAAGAAACCCAGCGAAAGGUCCCUCAAGAAGGAGAAGGAGAAGAAGCAAAAGGGGAAGCAGGAGGAUGCCAAGAAAAAAGGGGAGCAGCAGGCCCCGGACGAUUCGGUAGUGGAUGCGGAUGGGCAAGUUACCUUCUCUCCGUCCACACAGAAACGGAAUUCUCCGCCAAAACCACUUCAAGUCACUCAGAACCAGCCCCAGAAAGUGCCAGAAUCUAAAAUGUCCUUUGAAUCCUCAUACUACUCCACCGAAAAUGAGAAGGAGGUCACAGACCUAUCCCGUCGCUCCAGCACCAACCCACCUGCCCCGCCCGACCAAGACGUACGGCAGGAGCGGAGACCUAGUGGACCGCGGGCCUGUCCACGUGAUGUCCCAUGCCCUUUGGCUGCACCUCAGGCCCAGACCAGCAGCUCACCCACAGAACCAGCGUGUGGGAAUGCCCAACAGGUGCAGAUGCUCUGCGACAUGAUUCGCACAGAACUGACUUGUGCGCCGGAUUUCAUUUACUUCGAUGCCAAGUGGCGCAUCAUCGAAAUACUGCGGGAGGUGCACAAGCGCCAGCUGGUCCACCUGAAGGGCACACCGAUCGGCAACGGACCACGCUCUUCGCAGUCACCGCCGCCUCGCCGCUGAAGAAUAUCCCGGCCAGUCAAAGUGCCCCGCGAAGAGCAUCGGCAGUGCCAGGACAGAAGGGCGGAGCAGCACGCCCAUACAAAAUCGCUCUUGAUGGAAGUGGAAGCAUUUCUGAACAGCUCCAAGCUGCUGCAGCACUGGCCAAGUUGUCUGCUAGGCCUUCUCCUCGUUAUGGCCGUCAAAUACGUCUUUCACAAGCGGAAGGAGUGCUCCCAGCAACAUAGUGUUGCCAGGGAUGAGGAUGUAGCAACUGAAUUCGAAGAGGAAGCUGACGACGACCUGCAGCCCGCGCUGGAGCAGAAGCCGCAUGUGCAGUUCGUUCCUGGGCAGACACUCAAUCCCAAUGGCGCCCAACGGUUCCACGAACUGGUGCGUGGACGUCGCAGCAUCCGUUCGUUCAGGGCCUGGCCCAAGCCCAGCCUCAGCGUCAUUGAGGACUGCAUAAGGGCGGCUGGAACAGCUCCGAGUGGAGCCCACACAGAGCCCUGGACAUUUUGCGUGGUGGAGGAGGCUGCAGUUAAGCAAUCCGUGCGUGAGAUUGUGGAGCACGAGGAGCAGAUCAAUUACAAAAAGCGCAUGCACCCGCAGUGGGUCACGGACUUGCGACCGCUCCAAACAAACCAUGUGAAGCCGUAUCUGACGGAUGCACCAUAUCUGAUCCUGAUCUUUAAGCAGACCUACGGCACCACCAAGGAGGGGCGACGGAAAACGCACUAUUACAAUGAAAUCUCCACGUCCAUUUCUGCCGGGAUCCUGCUGUGCGCUCUCCAGGCGGCGGGCCUAUCAUCGCUGGUCACAACUCCCCUAAACUGUGGCCCAGCCCUGAGAGAGCUGCUGCAGCGACCUGGCAACGAAAAACUACUCAUACUCCUGGCUGUGGGCUAUCCGACAGACGAUUGCAAGGUGCCCGACUUGGAGCGCAAGCGUCUGGACGAGAUUAUGGUCAAAUAUUAACAUAUUCAUUUCAAAUUAAACAUUACUAAAAGUG